Styela clava is the source of this 2290-nucleotide messenger RNA. RefSeq names its product protein zwilch homolog. Gene Ontology annotation, biological process: protein localization to kinetochore; mitotic spindle assembly checkpoint signaling. Gene Ontology annotation, cellular component: RZZ complex. NCBI's taxonomy places the organism in Eukaryota, Metazoa, Chordata, Ascidiacea, Stolidobranchia, Styelidae. The record is from RefSeq and is a predicted model, not a curated record.
UAUCCUCUGCCCUACCGUAUCUUUAAACUAUAAAACAGUUGACGUAAUCUUUAUUUAAUACAAUUAUGAAUAACGAUACACCAGCAAAAUUUCUACGCUCUUUGGAAUUAUUUCACAAUGAUGGAAUUGCUGAAUGGAAGGAAUGUAUUUUCACUGACAAUCUGAACGAUUUUGCCAAAAAAUCUCAAAUUUCUUCUGGAACCCUUCAUAAAAACUUGACACGAAUACUACAUGAUGUGUUUCAUCUAGGAGGCAUUGAAUUAAAAACAUUUGUAAUGAAGAAGGUAUACAGUAGAAUCUCUUCACUUGCCGAAGCAGCUAAUUCAAACGGAAAUAAUGGCGUUUUCAAUGGCUGUCCUCUUGAAUUAGAAGACAAACUGGGAGAAAUGUCAUUUUCUUAUGCUACCAGAAUAUCUGCCAUCUUUGAUGAGUCUUCCUUGAUUUCUGAGAAAGAAUAUCGUGAAAUAAUGUCUCGUUUUUGCCUUUUAUUGUCUUCCGAUGAUAAAGAUUGUUGCAUUCAAAAACUUGAAAACCUUUUUCCUAUGAUUUUGUUUUGCAAGUGGAGAAAAAAAUGUUCCGAUUCAAAUGGAAUUGUCAUUAUUACUCCAGUAUUGGGAGAAAAUAAAACAAUCAUAAACUUGUUAGAACGAAAAGUAAAUCUCAGUGGACCAUAUCCAAGUAACAUAUGGAGACCUGAUUCAGCAGAAAAUUUAUCGCCAAGUCAUGUAGCUUGUAAGAAAUCAAAUUGUAACAAAUUUCAUUCUGUGUGUCUCCAAUCACUAGUACAACAACAUCUUGCUCGUUGUCGCUCAAAAGCUGGUGGAAAAGUUUCUGUCAAAUCUUAUGCUGAAUAUGAAUUGUUAGAAAGCAACAAACAUCUGAUGGAAUAUCCAGAUGAAGAUCUGGCCCUUACAUAUGUCACUCUCUCUUUAACUUGUGGCAAGGUGGAAAAGAUUCUCCAAGUUGAUAAACAGCAUGUAAAAGAGAUCAAAAUGAAUAUAACACCCGCUCCAGGCGACAUGAGAAGCUCAGCCUUUUCUCUUUUUAAAGCUGUUCAAAUCUUAGAAGGUUUCUUCUGUGCAUUUGGAGACGCUGGCGAAGUUAAAUGGACUAGUGUGGAUGAUCUACCAACUACAAAUGAACAAGAAUCAUCUGUCAAAAAAGAAAAAUUGACAAUAGUCGAACAAAUUAGAGAAGUGAUUGGUUCAUAUAAUCAAGAAUGGAUAUUAUUAAACAGAGCAAGAAAACAAGCAAAAGCGAUCGAAGCACCGAAUAAUAAUGACACAACAAAUGAAGAUCAGGCAACUAAACAAAUGAUAUUUCCCAGAGAAGAGUUAGACUUCACUGAAAGGGUUUGGGAAGUAUUGCAGUAUGUUGGUUCGUGUCAACAACUGAUUGAAUCAUUUCAAAUCAUUGUGAAAGAAGUUUCUGAAUGCAGAGCAACACAAUUCUGGUUACACAACAAUAAUUCUACUACCCUUGCUAAACUCAUCAAGGAGUCUUACACUGGGAAAGUUAGCACGAAAAUUGAGAUGGGCAGCUCUGAAUGCAUACAACUUCUCAUUGAAUUAGGAUUGGAUAAAUUAUCUCGGGACUACAGCAAUUUUUUCAUCACAAGUCGGCUUGCGAGUAUGAGUCGGUUACAAAGUUAUCUUGAAAACAAUUCUAAAUCGGACGAGGGCAGAGUAGAAAACUUGAAGAAACGAUUCGUUAAUUUGAAGAAGCUCCAUCACAUUGUUGAGCUUAUUGUACAAUGCAAAUGUUUUUUUAAUCUAUCAGAUGAAAGGACUUCUCUGGUAACAAAGAUGGCAUUGCAUGACUAUGAAUCUGAAGAUUUGGAUUUUAGGAAAACGUUUACUUUCUCUAUUGAUUAUGCUGAAGUCGAAUGUUUGAUUGAAAACAGACUUCCAACUGUUUGGAGAAUGACAUUGUCAAGUGAAGAUGAUUUUAUGAAGACAUCAACUGACCACUGCUGGAUGCUAGAAUAUCCUUUUCAUGGAAUCAUUUCUGAGCCAAAUAAAGAUUUAGAUGCCUUGAAUACUCCGGCAACAUGUAGAAUUAGUACAAGUUCCAUGGCGUUCGAUGUAGCUGUAAAAUAUCACAUUGCAACUAAGUCUGAGACAAUUUUUUGAGCUCAAUGAAAAGGUUUUACUAUUGAAUCCAGUAAAGACCAUAAAAGUUCCUGCAGUCUGUCGCCUGCCUGUUAAAUGUCAGUUUAUAGAAAUCGUAUAUUAGUUUGCUUCCGUAUUUUUCUCAGAUUCUUGAAUACAUAUUUCACUUCACUUCACAA